AUGAGCUCUGUGGUAUUGUUUGUAGUUUCUUUUAUUCUCGGUCUAAGCUGGAUAGCUGAAGGCUACAGAGAUCGCAAAAACUAUGUAACCUCAGUGGAGGAGAAGAUGAACCUGCUGGACAAAGAUAGAGAACUCAUUCUCGUACUCGAUAGUUAUGCAACUGAGCUGAAUGACAAAAUCAUCAUGUUGAAAAGAAUAGUUAAAGAGUUUAAACAGCCUUUGGAAAAGGCUAAAAACAGGGAUGAGGAGUACUUGUCCAAUCCCAUAAAUAGCUUAUCCCUCCUGCGGCAGAUGCACGAGGAUUGGGAACCGGUGGAGAAGCUCUUAAAGCAGCCAGUGGGACAAGAGAAAAUUGCAUUAAUCGAGAAAAUGCGAGAGGAUCUCCCAGUGGAAUACGAUCUGAUGGAGGCCAAUCAAGCCAUGUAUCGUAUACUACAUACAUACGAUUUGGAACCGAAGGAUGUGUCUGCAGGAUUAAUUGAUGGAGUUCAAUACAGGGGUAAGAUGUCUGCCAGUGAUUGCUUUACCAUGGGAACAUUCUCCUUCAAGGCGGGAAGCUACCAAUUAGCAUCAAAGUGGCUGAGUGUAGCCAAGGAUUUGUUGGUGGAUCAGCCACGUAAAUACCAUGAGGUGAUGGGGGUCACCAAGGCGGAUGUUACAUUGCUACUUGCUCGCUCCCUAAUAGCCAGUGGCAAUGUAUCCAAUGCAACCGACAUUCUAAUGCGGGAUUCCAUGUUUGGUGAAGCUGGUAGUGCACUUACUCUACACUUUUUGAGGAACACACCAAAGCCAAGUAUUAACUUGGAGUCCUGGGAAUCCGAUGAAUCCUUCAACCAACUCUGUCGAUCCUCGAGCAAAAGGCAGAUGGGUGAAUCCAAGCCCUCGAGGCUUCACUGUCGCUAUAAUACCACUACUACGCCCUUCUUGAGACUUGCCCCCUUUCGAAUGGAAGAACUUUCUCUGGAUCCGUAUGUGGUUUUUUAUCACAAUGUUCUAAGUGAUCCUGAGAUCGAAAAGCUGAAGCCCAUGAGCAAGCCAUUCCUGGAGCGUGCGAAAGUAUUUCGAGUGGAAAAGGGCUCUGAUGAAAUAGCUCCCAGUAGAUCAGCAGAUGGCGCUUGGCUUCCUCACCAAGACACCGAUCCUAGUGAUCUGGAGGUUUUAAACCGCAUUGGACGAAGAAUCGAAGACCUUACGGGUCUAAAUACUCGCAGUGGAAGCCAAAUGCAGUUUCUAAAGUACGGUUUCGGGGGUCAUUUUGUGCCACAUUACGACUAUUUCAACUCAAAGACUUCCUAUUUAGAGAGGGUAGGCGAUCGAAUUGCCACGGUGCUCUUUUAUCUUAACAAUGUGGAUCAUGGCGGAGCCACCGCUUUUCCCAAGUUAAAUCUGGUUGUGCCAACUCAAAAAGGAUCGGCAUUGUUCUGGCACAAUCUGGAUAGAAAGUCCUACGACUACGAUACACGCACUUUUCAUGGCGCCUGUCCUCUGAUAUCUGGCACAAAGUUGGUUAUGACACGCUGGAUUUACGAACUGGAUCAAAUGUUCCUUAUUCCCGCAGUACUUCCUCCUCGCCGUCGAAACUUUAGCAAAUCACUUCUUAAUCCAUUCUAACUUAUAGUUGUACCCCAAAGCAUUUCAUAGUAUAAACUUAAUUACCAAUUUUA
Messenger RNA from Drosophila mauritiana, 1664 nucleotides. RefSeq names its product prolyl 4-hydroxylase subunit alpha-2. Gene Ontology annotation, biological process: peptidyl-proline hydroxylation to 4-hydroxy-L-proline. The record is from RefSeq and is a predicted model, not a curated record. Gene Ontology annotation, cellular component: endoplasmic reticulum. The transcript has 7 exons. Bases 1 to 1611 code for a protein of 536 amino acids. Lineage: Eukaryota; Metazoa; Arthropoda; Insecta; Diptera; Drosophilidae. Gene Ontology annotation, molecular function: procollagen-proline 4-dioxygenase activity; L-ascorbic acid binding; iron ion binding.